Messenger RNA from Dichomitus squalens LYAD-421 SS1, 2763 nucleotides. Its product is annotated as subtilisin-like protease. The record is from RefSeq and is a predicted model, not a curated record. The transcript has 17 exons. Gene Ontology annotation, molecular function: tripeptidyl-peptidase activity; serine-type endopeptidase activity. Lineage: Eukaryota; Fungi; Basidiomycota; Agaricomycetes; Polyporales; Polyporaceae. Gene Ontology annotation, cellular component: cell wall; cytosol; membrane. Bases 1 to 2763 code for a protein of 920 amino acids. Gene Ontology annotation, biological process: proteolysis.
AUGGCACCCGGCAUGGUCUCACUCGUUCUUCCCCUCCUCGCUGUCACCAGCGUCGCUCUGGGCGCCAAGUUCUCCCCUUCCGAUCUCACCCGGAAGACGACUUUCGGUAACACGAUCCCUAACAAGUUCAUCGUCGAGGUCGAUGCCGCUCAGGACAUCCCUACCAAGCGGGAGCUCGACAACCGUAGAUCUCACGAUAUCUUCUACGAGCACCUCGAGAAGAGAAGUCUCGGCUUCAAGGUGGAGAAGGAAUUCGACUCUCCUGGACUAUUCACAGGUUCUGUAUUGACGCUUGACAGUGCGCAAGAUGCCUCGAAGGUACUCGCCAUUCCCGGGGUGAAGGCUAUCCGCCCGGUCGUCCUCGUGCCUCCUCCCAAGCAAGUCCACGUUGUUACUGGUCCCGACGAUCCCCAGGUCCCCGCUGAUGGCGAGUCUACCCACGUUAUCACCGGUGUCGACAAGCUACACGCCCAGGGCAUCUCCGGAAAGGGUAUCAAGAUCGGAAUCAUUGACACGGGCGUCGACUACACCAACCCUUACCUCGGCGGAGCCUUUGGUCCCGGCCAUAAGGUCAUUGGUGGCUACGACUUUGUCGGAGAUGCAUAUGGUCAGUCCAAUCAGCACUGUGUCAUUGAGAUCUUAGUAUUGACAACCUUUGCAGACGGUACGAACACGCCGGUUCCUGACUCCGACCCUCUCGAUCAGUGUAACGGGCACGGAAGUCAUGUUGCGGGUAUCAUUGGCGCGGAACCGGUCAACCCGUUCAACAUCAGCGGUGUCGCGUUCGACGCGUCGAUCAAUGCCUACAGGAUCUUUGGAUGCUCGGGUUCCGUCUCCGAUGACAUCAUCGUCGAGGCGCUCCUCCAAGGCGCCAAGGACGGCAACAACAUCCUCACAUUGUCGCUUGGUGGGACUGAUGGCUGGACCGAGGGCACGGCUUCAGUUGUUGCUAGCAGGAUUUCGGAUUCCGGGCGGAUCGUGACCAUCGCAGCUGGCAAUGACGGUUCUGUUGGCUCGUGGUACACUUCUGGCCCCGGAAACGGGAUAGAUGCAAUUUCUGUCGCAUCUGUCGACAACACGAUCAUUCCUCUUCAGAAUCUCACCGUACAUGGCGUCACCCAUGAUCCAAUCACUUACUUCAGUGCGCUUCCUCUCCCUGUCGAAGGCACCCUCCCAAUCUACGCGACCAGCACGGAUGUUACCGUCGCUGAUGACGCGUGCAACCCCCUUCCUGACAGCACUCCCGACCUGUCUAAAUACGUUGUCCUUGUCCGCCGUGGCUCUUGCACCUUUGUACAAAAGUUGACCAAUGUUGCGGCUAAGGGUGGGAAUGUCACCCUCAUCUACGACAACGGCAAUGGCUUCGCUGGCAUUGAGGUUGGCAACUUCACCGCUGUCCUCAUCCAGGCGGCCGAUGGAGUAUUCCUCGCUCAGCAAUUGGCAGCAGGGGCGCCUGUCGCCGUCUCCUUCCCCCAAUCGGGUGCAAGUACCAAUUUCCCCUCCUCGACUGGUGGCCUCGUCUCGACGUUCACCACCUAUGGCCCCACGAACGAUUUCUACUUCAAGCCUGCCGUCGCCGCUCCCGGUGGCAACAUCCUUUCCACGUACCCUGUCCCCCUAGGCACAUUCGCCGUCCUCUCCGGGACGUCGAUGGCCACGCCGUUCGUGGCUGGGGUGUCUGCGCUGCUGUUCGAAGCGCGUGGCACCUCGCCCGCAGUCGGCCGUAUCGCCCGCACGCUCUUCGAGACCACAGCACAGCGUGUGCCGUCGAGCAAGACGGAUGGCGACCCGCUCCAGACUCUGACCCAACAGGGUGCAGGCUUGAUCGACGCGUUCAGGGCUAUCCAUGCGGACGUUCUGGUUUCGCCCUCAGAACUGAUCACUAACGAUACCGCUCACUUCCGCGGCGUUCAAACUUUCACUGUCAAAAACCAGGGCAAGGACACCAAAACCUUCAAGAUCUCACACGUCCCUGCCGGAACAGCUCUCACCUUCCAAGGGGGUGUCCCGGCGGAUGGACCUGUGCCACUCUCCUCGAAGGCUGCAAAUGUCAAGUUUGUCCCCACAUCGUUUACAGUUCAUCCUGGCCAGUCCCAGAGGGUUACGGUCCUGAUCACGCCGCCCACCGGUUUGAACGCCUCCGACUUCCCCGUGUUCUCUGGCUUCUUGGAGAUUUCUAACGCACAGGAAAGCUAUCAUGUCACCUACCUGGGUCUUGCGGCCGCCCUCAAGAACGCGCAGGUUAUCGACAACACCGACAGUUUCUUUGGAGCCAAGAUCCCCGCCAUUGCCGACGCGAGUGGCAACUUCAUCACCGGCCCGCAGAACUUCACGUUCAACAGCACCGACUUCCCGUCCCUCGUCGCGCGUCUCAACUUCGGCACGCCGAAGCUCCGCUUUGACCUCGUCGACCCAAACAUCAAGAUCUCAACGACGUUGAACAGGCGCGAAGAGGACGCAGAGACACACGUGUUCGAACGCUCGCUAUUCAGCUUCCCCUGGGGCCCAGGAUCGGGCUCUUUCGCAAGCGUGAAGACGCUUGGUUCUCUCUAUGAGGGGGACUUCCUACCGCGUAACUCAGAUGUGAACGACGGCACGGGCUUCAACGAACUGUCGUUCACGACCCCUACGUUUGCGAAUGGGACUACGAUCCCCGACGGCUCAUACCGCAUUCUCCUCCGUGCGCUGAAGGUUACGGGCGAUCCGACCAAGGAGGGCGACUUCGAGAGUUGGCUGAGCCCUGUCAUAGGUGUACAGGCGUAA